Messenger RNA from Opisthorchis viverrini, 330 nucleotides. RefSeq lists its product as hypothetical. NCBI's taxonomy places the organism in Eukaryota, Metazoa, Platyhelminthes, Trematoda, Opisthorchiida, Opisthorchiidae. The annotation marks the transcript as partial. The record is from RefSeq and is a predicted model, not a curated record. The transcript is spliced from 3 exons.
AUGUACUGGGGCUUGAAACGUCGCAAAAAGCAAGAAAUAUUUCCUCCAUUCCCAAAUGGUGAUAGGGUAACCCAGGAGAGCACGACCAGGAGAGGGUCGGACACGGCCGUUUGUUGCGUCGGACAUUUGCAGGUUAGCGUCGAAACCCUAUCCCAACAGAGAAUGUGUUAUUACAGUCCUCGUUGGCCUAAGCAGCCGGCCUUCUACGAGACCAAAGUGGCUCCGGAAUCCCAAACUACCUCUGAGUUGACAUUGGCACCUUCGUGGCCUUGUCCACCAUCAGCCUGUGCCGUGAAGCAGACGGUGAUGACGUUGGUUUCAAUUCGUGAC